This is a messenger RNA of Sphenostylis stenocarpa, 984 nucleotides long. NCBI's taxonomy places the organism in Eukaryota, Viridiplantae, Streptophyta, Magnoliopsida, Fabales, Fabaceae. The record is from the annotation of a GenBank genome assembly.
AUGGAAGAUGAGAGACAGAAAGAGGCAAAGAGUCCAAGGCAUGGCCCCGAGAAGAGUGAAGCGGUUCGGUCAAGGUGGACUCCGAAGCCGGAACAAAUUCUCAUACUAGAAUCCAUCUUCAACAGUGGCAUGGUGAAUCCUCCAAAGGAUGAAACCGUCAGAAUAAGGAAACUGCUUGAGAAAUUCGGCACUGUUGGUGACGCCAACGUCUUCUAUUGGUUCCAGAACCGCCGCUCCAGAUCUCGCCGCCGCCAGCGCCAGAUGAUGCAGCAGGCCGCUGCCACCGCAGCUGUUAACCACCCUCAGCCCCAGGCUCAACCUCAGCCUCAUGGUCUUGUAGGUGGUGGUGCAAUUCAGCAUGAUCAUCAUACUCUGGUUAAUCUUGUUGCAAGUGAAAGUGCUACUUCAAACAUGGGUUUUGGUUCUUGCCCUUCUUAUGAUCUCCUAGGUGGUUCCUCUUCAUCAUGUGGUGGUGGUGGUGGUGGUGGACAACAAGCCAUGGAUGGUUUCUUUUCUAUUUCUUCUCCUCAAAUGGGUUUUCCUGAAAUAAUUGACCACACCUCACCUGCAUCAUCAGUUUUGCUCCCUCCUUUUGAUCCAAAUUUGAGCUUCCACACUGGAUAUGGGAGCACCAAUAUUUCAGCAUUCAUCACAGUUUUUAUCAAUGGGAUUGCAACAGAACUUCCAAAGGGACCAAUAGACAUCAAGACCGUGUUUGGAGAAGAUGUAAUGUUAGUUCAUUCCUCUGGAGUGCCAAUUCUCACAAAUGAAUUCGGAUUCUUGAUGCAGAAUCUUCAGCAUGGAGAAAGCUACUUUCUGGUUGGCAUAUACAGCAUAUAUAUCUUCAAAUCAAUUGCUUCUAUUCCAAAUCAUGUGCUGUAUCAAAGCCAACAUAGGUAUGAACACAACAGCCUUAGCAGCAAUGGAAAACUUCCUUUUCGAGUUUCUCUGUUAGCUUUGUCUGCUCCUCUUGUUUCCUUUUAA